Molecule: messenger RNA, 5021 nt
Organism: Anopheles coluzzii
Lineage: Eukaryota; Metazoa; Arthropoda; Insecta; Diptera; Culicidae
Exons: 3
Coding region: 542-4015 (1157 amino acids)
Source: RefSeq, a predicted model, not a curated record
CUCAAGUCACUUUCGACUUCGACACAGUUGUCCGCUUGUUUCGCAUUUGACAGCAACUGCCAGCAAGGGGACGAAAUUCACAACACUGCUAAUUCUGUGCAGGUGAAGAACGUCGUGAGUGUGUGAUUCGGAAAUAAACCAUCGGAACCUGGAACUGUUUGCCAAAGAUGAACAAGACGCUAAACUAACGUACUUAAGAACAGUGCCGUGAGCGUGUGUGUGUGCAAAUCCAAACUGUGCCUACUCUCCCGCAAAGUGACCAAUUCGUUUUGUUAGUUUCGCCGUGCUGGCUCGCCUGCUGUGUUGUGUUCGGUCCAACAACUACGCAAACGAUUUACACUAUUGGACAAAAGAAGAAAAAAAAACAACAAUCGCAUCUCGAUCCGCAGCAGGUAAGUGGCAGUCGGUAGUGCUGCUAGCCAGCCAGCCAUGGGGAAUGACGACUGAGCCCGACGACUGAAGGAGGAGAGUGUUCCAAAGACGGGGAGGGAGGGAACAAAGAUAGCCUGCUUAUCGGGUUCGGAGCUGCGACGUGUGUGUGAUGCUGAAGAUGCCUCAGUCGACGACCAAUCAGCAUAAUAGUGCUGGUGCUGUAAACGUGUGCAGUUCCCACCAGCAACAGCUCCCGUUCGAUACAAUCACUGGAAUGGCGAAUGAUUCGAGACAGACGGUGGCUGCCGCAGCAGCCCACAGCACCACCGGGCAUGGUACGAGUGUGGCACCGCGAUCUAGACCGAAACCAACGCAACAGCACACGUCGAGCACGCCUGCGAUUGGGCUGACGCUGGCAGCGAUACCGCUGAAUCCCUCGCCGAAAAACGUCAUUUCGCCCAUACCGGCAGCAGUCGUCGAGUGCGACAAGUUUGUGGCCAACUUUGACGAUAAAUUUCUGGGUGCUUCGAUACCGAGGCACAGUCCAGUGGACGGAGAGGCAAACAGUUUUAAGUUCAGUGUACCAUCGGCCGCAGUAUCACCUGCCGCUCUGCUGUCUCCCUUUGAGCAGGAUCCAAUGUCCACAUCCACCACGGUGUCCAUUCGCCCGCGGCCAACAGUGCUGUCGCACUCGCAGCAACAGCACCAGCCGCACAUACUGAGCAACUCAAACAGUGAAAAAUCGCUAGUCUCUCCGUUGUCCGGAUCAUCGACAUGGAACCCGUUCGGAGAUCCAUCGCCUUUCAGCCCCAUCUCGACGCUGACGGAAGAUCAGCUGUUCGGAGCGGAAUUCGAUAAACUACGCCUCGAAGGCAGCCAAACGUCUAUCGUGACCUCACCGGAGGAAAUGAAAUCGGACCGCUGCGUGUCGUACUGGGACACGCAGCGGGGAUCCCUUUCGCAAGCCCUCUCUACGGGUAUGAUUGCUGCUUCGAACGGAGCGUUGGCGGGCAAAGAUUUGCUCACACUCGAGGAAGAUCCCUUCGGUUCUGCUCCGUUUACGCUGCCGAAACGAUUCAAACAGAAAAGCAGCUCUGCAAAGCUGGCAUCGAAAAUAAGCGAUCGUUGGCGCUAUGCCGUGGGCAGUGGACAGGGAGGCACGGGCAAGGAAAGCUUGAUACAAAACACCCCUACGGAACCAUGCAGCAGCAAUGGCAUCGACGUGGCGGGCUUGAGCAGUGCCCACAAGGACAUGGACAAACCCGCGCUCGGACCAAAGAACCUGAAGCUAGACGAUCUCAUCGGCAGUGGAGAGAAAGGUUCGCCCAGCUUCAUCAAGCUACCGCUGGACGAUCGUAACAAGUACGAAAAGCUCAACUCUAACGACAUCACAUCGGACGACAGCGAUUCGGAAUAUUACUCCGAAUCCGUCGGAUCUCUAGCUCUCGGCGUUGGCAGUGCGGUCGGUGGAGCUGGUGGCGUUGGUAGUUACGCAGGUCACAUGCACCCCGGCGCCACCGGCAGCACCGGAGGAGGAAGUGCAAAGAAGCACAGCUUCAAGCAGUUUGUGGAGAGCAACAUUCCAGAAAAAUUGCAAGCCGUAUACCAUAAAGUGGACAAGAGUCAGAUGAAAAACGUGCAGCUGGUGAAAAAGCUGCGCAGUAAGGUGGCUCACGCCGGCAAAGACUCGUCCUCGCACAGUGCAGGGGCAGCAGCGAAGGGAGGUGAGCGCCGAUCAGCGAAAAAGGGCGCUAAUCGCGAGCAACCGAAUGCACCGGAGAAUGGUAAUGCUUCCGACGAUGAUUCGAUCGGGUCGGCAUCGGAUCUACGGGCGAAUGAUGAUUUCCCGGAGGGAGAUGAAGCGAAUGCGAAGGUUCCUGUCUGUGAACCGGCCCGCCGAAAACCGUUCGGGCGCGGAACGUUCGGCGGCGAGGGAAGUGUGGACGAUUGCAUCAGCGAGAGCAUCAAGACGUGCGGUUCAAGUGCCUAUCACGCGGAAUGCGAAAGUGUGACCACCAACGAGGACAACACGAGCCGAAUCGUGACCAGGGUGCGCGUCAAAAAGCGGGACCACAUGGACUCCAAGCACAGCGUUAUCGAUGAGGACGAUUCCGCGGAAGAGGACAUGAUUCAGGGCGAAAAGCCGCUGCUGUUGGACGAUGAGCUGGACUAUGAGUCGGCUGCUGAAAACAAUACCAGCGGCGAAGAGGUCCUGAUGGAUCCGUUCACGCCCGAGGACGAUAUUGCCGCCAAGAAGCGUGAAUGCAUCAACGAGGACGAAGAAGCGGAAGCCGAGCUUGACCCGUUUGCGAUGGCGCCCUUCCGCAAACCGUUUGUGCCAAAGCGGAACAGUGUCAUCAAGUUCCUACCCGAAGUGCAUCCCAUCCCAGAGCACUGUCCGACCAGUGGGGGUGCCGAGUUGCUGCCCAGUGAGUUCGUCACUUCCACGCCGAUAAAACCGGCAGCUACAAUCAGCUACGAACCUGCACCAAAGACGUGCAACGACUUGUUCGAUUUAAACAUAGCCCCUACAGCAACAACGCAGCGCGAAAAAAGCUCCCCCAAUGUUCGGCGCGAUCUGUUUGGACUUGAACCGUUUCCAGUCGCUCCGAUAGUUCCCACAGUACCGGCCACAUCGCCUGGAAUAAUUGCCUCUCUGCCGCCUAGUGUCAUGGUAGCUUCUCCGCCUACAGUAAACAACGCUGUAAAGCAUCCAAUGAAAGCUCCUGCCACAAUGACACCUCAGGAACCAUCAAUCUCACGCGUAACUCUCGAGUCCGGUGGAGUCACCUUAACUCACAUUAUUCCUCAUACCGGUACAGCUUUACCAACGAUCCCCAUACUGCCUGUGCCAGUAGCAGCAGCAGCAGCAGCAGCAGCAACUGGUACCGUGCCGACAGCUUCACCAUCCUCUGUAUCUCUAUCCACGAUAGUGACUAGCCAUUCCGCAUCCUACAGCAGUAACCUGCACCAUGCAGUCGCAGGACAGCAAUACCUGAAUGCGAGACGCGACUAUGUAAAUUUCAGCCAAAUUCCCUCGCACAGCGUGACCUCCAUUUCGCCGGAUAACAACUACGUCAACUUCUGCCCAGAGGACGAGGAAGACGAUGACGUGCGUAAUCUCAAGUCGGACGAUUACGACGACAAUAGCAGCGAUACGGUUGUGAAAGUGUCCUCCAAAGGAUUUCUGACGAAAAAGCAGAAGGUCAAGUAUAACCAUCUGCAAGAGAAAAGCAGUGGCGGCAGCACCGGUCAUGGACGCAGCGAGGAGCUGGCCAGUAGGCUCGGGCAGAAGGUAAAGGCUAACGUCAGUGGCUACCGCAAAGCCGUGCUGGAAAGCGGCGUCGCAGUGAUCGGAAAGAGCAAGAAAGACGACCAAACGUCCAGACCGGCGAAGGGAAGCUCAAAAUCAAGCUCGAAAGCGAUGGGAUUCAGCAACAUGAGCUUCGAAGAUUUCCCCUCGGAUGAGCUGGCGGAUGAGUCGGUGGGAGCGGCCGAUGGUACUACCCGGCUGACGACGGGCGUCGCCGGCGGAAAGCUGCUGAAGAUGGCCCCGUUCGAGGUAAUCCGGAACGAAAAGAUGCUGCUGGAGGCAGAGAAAAAGUUUGGCUCACUGAAGCGGCGGAGCAACCCAUUCUCCUGAUUGUACGCCGAAGGAUAUAAGAAGCGGAAAUGAAGCUUGGGAAGAUCAGGAUUUCGAGCAGGAAGAAGUACAUUAUGGCUUCAUUAAUUUUACAACUGUUCACAGCUUGGAAUGGCAACUACUACUCCGGCUCCGGAGAGCAUGCAUGGUGUGGCUGGCAGACCGUUUGGCUCUUGGAGAAAAUUGAUCAAAAAAUUCGCUAGAAGUAAAACAGCAUGGGCACGAUUCUUUAGAAGAACUCGCGACAUGCACCGAACCAAGAGACUGGAAAGCUUCGUAAAGAUGAGUGAAAAAUAGUACUUUCAAGUUAGCGACAACACGCUGAUGCACCUGUAAACCGGUCGUAAUGAGCAAAAGGCACGAGCACACAGCACAGAUAGGACCCAGAGCCUCAUCGAUCCAGUAAGAUUAGGCUGAUAUUUUAUCUAGGCGUUAUUACCAAACUGUAGAAUUAUGGUAUUGUACAUGUAUUGUGUGAGUGGUUUGCUUGCGCCCUAGAGAGCAAUGUGGUAUGCUGUUUGUGUGGACAACGUUUCACACGUUUGUUUGUAUUAUUUUGAAUUAUCUUAAGCUAUUUAUUAUAGUUUCAAAUACAACUGAGUCAAUGGGGUAGCGUAGCGUAGGUCUUACAGUAGGAUUGUAGGAUGCAAUAGGCAGCCCGGAAAGCAGGCGGCAGCUACAUACAUAUGUUCAGUAUUAUCAGGUAGCCAGGUAAUACGCAAUGUGCAUUUCUCUUCACGUCAUCAGUUAAUCCCGUAUCAAAAUUAGUACGCCUUGUGCAACAGUUUUGGGUUCGUAAUCGUGGCGUGUGGCGCAGGGACAAAGACAAAACAAAAUCUAGAAACUUAACCUUGCCUCAAAUGCUAAUCCACCUCUAAUUCCAAGUUUAUACAGACUGCAAACUGGAAAUAUUCUAUAAACGCAAUCCCGCGCAAUCAACGCGAUCCCUGUACGAUCCGUAUAUAGUAUAUGAUACGUAUGUGAAUAUAUAUAUUUAUAUAAAUUA